Cercopithifilaria johnstoni is the source of this 498-nucleotide messenger RNA. Lineage: Eukaryota; Metazoa; Nematoda; Chromadorea; Rhabditida; Onchocercidae. The record is from the annotation of a GenBank genome assembly.
AUGCGUUGUUUUGUUACAGUUGGAAGUACAGAAUUCGAUGCGCUAAUACAUGCCAUAGUUAAACAGAAAUGUUUGGAAUCAUUAAAUAAAAUUGGUAUCACCGAUUUACUCAUACAAAUGGGCAGAGGUAAAGUAGAGCUUGAGAAAGGCAACCGUUGUGGUAUAAAUAUCGAUUACUAUUGUUACAAAGAUGACAUUUUACAAGAUAUCACAGCAGCAGAUUUGAUAAUUGGACAUGCUGGUGCUGGAACGUGUCUUGAAGUUCUACGAUGUAAGAAACCAUUCGUAGUAGUGGUCAAUGAAGAGUUGAUGGAUAAUCAUCAAUGGGAACUUGCCGAACGCUUAUAUGAAUUAGGUCAUAUUUUCUGCACUAAACCAAACGACCUAGCAGAAAUUAUCAGAUCUCCCGAGAUAUUCAAACGUAAACUAUUUGCGGGGCCUGAUUAUUCAACUUUAGCAAAUGCUAUUCUUCAACGUAUGGGCAUUGAUGAUGCGUAA